Messenger RNA from Zootoca vivipara (common lizard), 8979 nucleotides. RefSeq names its product transcription elongation factor A N-terminal and central domain containing 2 (gene TCEANC2). Gene Ontology annotation, biological process: DNA-templated transcription. Gene Ontology annotation, cellular component: nucleus. The record is from RefSeq and is a predicted model, not a curated record. Lineage: Eukaryota; Metazoa; Chordata; Lepidosauria; Squamata; Lacertidae.
CUUCCGGUUUCCGGCACCCGCCGAACAGCUCUGCGGACUUAAAUAAGGUAGACAUGACCGAGGAUGCGGACUUCCGGGUUUCUUUGUGCGGUUCACACCCCCUCCCUGGGCAGAAGGGAGAGCUGUCCAUAUAGGAAGCGGGUUGCGCGACAUGCACACUCGGAUUUUAGUAGAACCGUAUUUGUUCAGCGGUGUAUUCACUGGAGAAAGCAACCAAGAGAGGAUGUCGUACUAUUUGCAACUUAGUUUCAUAUGAAGAAUUAGAUAAUUUAGGGUGUUAAAAAUAAUGAUACUGUAAAAAGGUUUUCAAACUUCGAAACCAUAAGGUUUCUGCGUGAAAGCUCAAGGGAGCGCGAGGCUUUUCAGUGCAGCUGAGCACUGGAUUUUGCCUCGGAGAUCGGCUCUGAGGAGGCAACUGAACUGAGGCAGGCAUUGCUUCCUGCAACAUGAGGGCUGAUUGGUGUGGGUGUGUGGGUUUUAAGCACAAAUUCACACCCUUCUUGGUCCUUCUUGCCUCUACCGUAGUUUGGAGGUAAUAGAAUCAUAACUGUCAAGUUUUCCCUUUUCUCGCGAGGAAGCCUAUUCAACAUAAGGGAAUUUCCCUUUAAAAAAGGGAGAACUUGACAGCUAUGAAUAGAAUUAAAGCACUCUCACUGUCUUGGAAUUGAUGAUUUUAGAGCAAUUUUAGGACAUUUUCCAUGCGACAGAAGCUUUAAGUUAGAAACAGUAUGAACGUCGAUGAUCGCUGUCCAGCCACAACCACGCUAAAAAUCUAGAUUUCCCCAGUUUCCUGUGAAUGUCUCUUUCUUUCUCCCUUGAGGGAAAAGUUGGAAACGAGCAGCUUCCAUCACUAUGAUGGGUGGGUGUUGUGCUACUUAAAGUGCAAUCCCAACCCUACUUACAUGGGAGUAAGCCCCACUAAAUUAAAUAGGACGUACUUCUGAGUAGCCAUCACCCUUACAAAAAAAAAAGUUGCCUCCGUGGAUGACUUAGCGGCAUGUGAUUUGUGAUUGGAAGAGGAGACAUCGUGAGAGCUAACGCAGAUCGCGCCACAAGACCUGCCGGGAAAGGUAGUUCGGGGAGGCUGGAAGCUGUAUGGGAGCCGCAGUACCGGAAACUAAUAGGCAGCCGGGAAGCAUCUUGGGCGAGAGCAGCUCCUUCCCAGGACUGUGUUAUGGAUAAGUUUGUUAUACGAAAACCCAGAACUGAAGGACACCCUAAGGAGAAAGAUCCCGGAGAAAAGAUUUACAAGCAAGCUACUAUAGAAUCUCUGAAGAGAGUUGUGGUUAUAGAAGAUAUAAAAAGAUGGAAAUCUAUGCUAGAGCUUUCAAUUCAGUCUAAGGAGAAUCUAAUUGAAGCCUUAAUGGAAUUAAGGAAGAAAAUACCCUCCAAGGAAGUUUUACUUUCAACAAAAAUAGGUCAUACAGUGAACAAGAUGCGCAAGCAUCCAGAUCAGGAUGUAGCUGCUCUUGCCAAAGAAGUGUAUACUGAGUGGCGAACAUUCAUCAAAGACCAUUCAGAUAGACCCUUAAUAGAAGUGAGAAGUAAUCCCAGGACAGAGAAGCUUAGGCAGAAUGCACAGAAGCUACUUGCUGAAGCUCUAGAGCUGGAGAUUGGUCACCCGCUGGUGGAAAAUAUUGAGCGAGAAGCUUUUCAUCUCUCAUCCCGUCUCAUUAGCGCACCCUACCGCAGGACUGUGCGAGCCCUCGUAUUCGCUUUAAAGCACAAGCCUGAAAUGCGAACACAAGUGCAAAGUGGUGUGCUGUCACCUAGCAUGCUUGUGCAAAGCUACAAAAAGUGACUCAAAGGCCUUUUGCAGAAGGGGUGCAGCGGUUGGGGGUAGGGAUAACUGUAUUAUGAAAUAAUGGAGGGAAUCACUUCUGUUUCUUUGAUGAAUAUUAGUGAAUACAUUAACCACAUAAUUGUUCAGUACUAUCAGAGAGUGUUUCAGGAUAUCCCUUCAAUGUCAAGUUCUCAUUUGAUGCAAAGGGCGGUUUGCAGUUCAGAGAGUUAAGAGGAACGGGAAAGGAAAUUACCUUUAAGCAGCCUGGAAGGUAAUUUCAGCUGGUAAGAGACCAGGUCUUUGUGAUAUUCUGUUCCCAAGCAUGUAUGGCACAAACCUUUGUGGGCUUCAUCACAGGGACUGGCUAGUAUGCUUAAAAGAAACUCUGGUGACCAAAUGUAAUUAGUUUGUAAACUGAAGCUUGCUCCGUCUGCCAUCCUCCAGCAUCAAAUCACCUCUUUUGCACAUUUGCUCUACCAUUAUCUGCUCAGCCUUCAUAUCUAUGUACUUUGAAGCAGGGGUAAGGAACCUGUGGCCCUUCCAUCAGCCCCAGCCAGCAUUUUCAGUGAUGGGGUUGUAGCCAGAUAACAAUGGGGGGGGGACACAGGAUCCCCACCCUGCUCUGAAGAAUUGCAUUCUCCAGUGGCAUUUAAGAACUGAGGAGGAAAACAUUUGAUGCACUUGGCCAACAAGACCAGCAAGAGCCCGUGGUGGCAUAGGUUAUGUUUAACAUCAGUAGUGCCAUGGGAUUGUGAUACCUAAUUGGUCUGAAAGGGCAAGUAGACCUUUUUUCUGUGCACUAUUAUGGGUGGAUAUGAAAAGAGUUCUGCUGUACAGUUCUGCUGUAUAACGUACACUGAGGUUCUAGGGGUCCAUAUGCAAAGGCAAAAUAGCAUCAGAACAAUCCGAGGAGCAACCUCUGCCAUCCAGGAUUUCUCUGCAGCCUACCAGAGGCUUUGUGCAACAUUCCCAGAACCCUGUAAGCAAGGUGCAAAUCUUGAAAAGCUGUUUCUGCAAAGGAAAAGCCUUUGGGUGGCCCUGCAAAACCUUACAAGGGCUUCCAGAGCCAGUGGUUGCGUAAGGAAAAUAAGUGUAAAUUGCAGGUACUGCAUAAAUACCAAUGCUUACAAACCAGCCACCUAAUGUCCUGGACCUUCCUACUUCCUUUUCCAGUACUUUACUUUGCCCUAAAAUGUUACUACCUCAUCCUCAUUGGCUGGUCUUUUUUUUUUAAAUAAAAAACAACCACCACCAAUAACAACUCCCCUGCCUUACCUUCAGACUGAUACAAACAAGAAUGUUGUGAGAUAUUGAACUAUAAUUUUCCAGGGGGAGAAAUGGCCUUUUCAAAAGAUGUUGGGUGAAAUUCAGCAUUGCACAAGGUGGCAUAAUCUUGGUCUUCAUCCACCUAUACCUCCAAAAAAUCUGUUCUGGAGAAUCUGUGGAGAUGGUGCUGUAAGAGAUAAGAGUCCACUUGCAGAAGUCCUUUACCCUCAUGCAUGAGCAGUGUUGGACUGCUUUUCUCCACAAAAAUUAAAACAAUAAUACAGAUCAACUUUGUGUUCUUGAAAAGUUUUAACACAAUUCAAAAGAGAUUCAUCUUGGUAUUAAGUCUCCUACUAUAAUGUAACGUACUGUGUGUGGUCAAGGCAGCACUGAUUUUAAGAACAAAUAGCAGAUAAGCUAUGAACGUUAUAGUGGAGAACAGAGGAGGAGUCGACACAAGAGCACUGAAAGAAAGUGGGAGGCUAGAAAACCAAAGUAUAUAAUCAGCCGGUAAGUGGGAAUGAAGUCUUUUAAGUGUAUAUUUACAUUCAAAGUGUGUUUAUACAAGUUACUCUGUGAACGAUUUUGCUUUAAAGCAAAGCAAGAUAGUAUGAAAACAAUUAGGACAAAGCGCAAAGGGAGUUCUGCUAGCACUUCUCAUUUAGAUUCCUUCCGUCAAAAGCCGUCCUCACAAGACUUGAUGUCCGUAAAUGCUUGGCUAAGGGGGAGGUGGGAGUUAAAUUCAGCACAAGUUGUUUUCCUAAGCACACAUAUUGACUAGUUGGAAGAAAGAUGUGAGCACGUUGCAGUAAAACCAAUAUGUAAACAAACAUUAAAUAAGGCAUUUUAAAAAUGCCAAGUGUGGGGAGCCUUUGGCCCUCCAGAUGUUGCUGAACUACAACUCCCAUUAUCCCUGGCUAUUGGCUAUGCAAGGUACAGAUUAUGGGAGUUGUGUAGUCCAGCAACAUCAGGAGGCCCUAAGGUUCCCUACACUAAUUUUAUACAUACCAUUUCUAUGCCUGUUCCUCAGUUGGUGAUUUUCAGUCUACAAAACUGCAGUAUAUUUCAGAUAAGAUGAAACUGCCUCUGUUAAGCUGAGAGUUGGAACAAAUAUUACAGCUAAAUGAAAACCUACUGAAAAUAGUUUUACAAUAUAACCCCAAUUUGGAGUAUGUUGGAAAGAACAGCAUGGUUAUAAUAAAAGUUAAGAAGAAGGAUGUUUUCAGCAUUCUUCCUGGCUAGAAUAUAACCAGACAAUGACUCUUCAGGAAAUAUUGUUAUAUUUUGGAAGUGUAAAAAUAGAUACAAUGUCUAAAUUCAGACCGUGAUACAAGAAGCAAUAUAACCCAGAAUGUAGGGCACCGUAUCUAAAAACAAAACCAAACCACAAAUAGUUUGUGUCCUGAACAGAUAGAACACAGUUUUGAAAUGUAUGUAUUGGAACAAGGUCAUUUGAAAGCAAUGUGAACAAAGUGUUAAGUGGCUUUUCUUGUGCUUCCUUGCUCUGUUGCAAAAUAAAGGCAUUUUCACUAUGACACUAAAAAACACCGCUUUUCCCACACCUGUAAUGUGGGUGUAAAGUCUGCAUUGGCUGACAUGCACAUUUGAUUUCAAAAUAAGACUCUUCCACUUUCUAUUCAAAAUAAUGAUACAAAGGCCCAUGAUGCGGUUCUACUGCUGAAGCCAAGCAGGGCAGUUUCUGGCCCUGCAUUCUGCAAAACUGAUCUUACCCUGGGAACCGUAUAUACAGUAAGUUGCUCUUGAGUUCUCUGGCAAAAAGGGCAGAGUGCAAGCAUAAGCAGUAAGAAUGAAUAAAUAACAUGCCCAGGUACCCACACAUGACAUACAAGAAGCUAAAGGAUGGUGUUUGACAUGGGCUGUUUCUUAAAAUGACGUUUUCGAAAUGCAAACUUGAGAGAAAGAAUUCCACUCUAACUAUGCUUUAUAGCCAUUCACGGAUAAGCUGCUCUUGAAGGUGGGCAUUUGCCCAUGCCCCCAAGACCAGCAUAAUCUGGUGGAAAUAAACCAUUUCCACUUUGCACCGAGUUUCCAAGAUCAGUUGGAGCCUGAUAGAAUUCUCAGUUUGCAUAUCCCAUAUCUUUGUUAGGGAGAGUAGCUCAGUUGGUAGAGCAUGAGACGCUUGAUCUCAAGGUCCUGAGUUAAGAGUCACAUGUUGGGCAAAAGAUUCCUACAUGGACUAGUUGACCCUCACGGUCCCUUCCAACACUACAGAUUGAGGGUGCAGGGCCCAAUGGUCUCAAAAGUCUAGAGUCAGCAUUGUUAAUGAACUGUUCCCUGCAGUUAUCUCCCCACCCCACUGCAAAAAAUGAAGAAGCAGCGCAGCUAAAUUGUAAUGUUGGGUCAAUAUAGCAGACAACGAAGAUUCAGCUAAUGUCAUGUGCCUGUUUAGUGCUGUAGAUUCUCUUAGCCUUUGGGCUGCUUGAGGGCCUAACAGGAAACCCCUUUCUAAUUUAUUUAUGUUUCAAGUAUUUAUAAAAAAAAAAUAAUCGAAAAAGAUUGUAAAUUAGUUUACAAGGAAAUCAGAAUUAAUACAGUAUAUAGCCAUACCUCGGGCCAACUUACACCUACAUAUGCACUCCCUCUCAGCAAUUACUGUUGUUGGCACCUGCUUGUCUCGAGGGACAGUGGCAAGUUAUAAUGAUAGCAUUGUAAAAUCCUUCUCUUUUAAGGACUUAUAAUUCUGCCUAUUAGGACAAUGUGCAACUCUCUAGAUGGAAAGAAACUCCUGAUGCUUUCAAAGGUAUGUAAGCUAAAAAUAUUGUGUCCUCAUCUGUCUUUUAGUGCAGAUAUUCCCACACAGCUAUCUAUGCAUGAGUAGAACUGGAUUUGCCUUCCAUGCGUCCAUUCUCCCUUUGUGCUCUCAGUAUUAUAUUACAUUUUUCUCCAUAUCCAAACUGCGUGCCAUGCCAGCCGAUACCACAGGAGGGUGCCCUGUACAACCAAACAUACCAACUCUGCUGUAGCAUGAAAUGAAGCUGGGUGGAUGGAAACUUUUAGCAGAGCUAAGGUACAUAAUCUUCCCGAGCAUGUAGCACACAGGCCUAUAGCAGGAUAUAGUGGCUAUCUUUUUGAAUAUUACGGCAAAGUUUCACUUCUUAUAUCUAGGUUAUUCAUUCCAUUUUAGGAAAGAUUCCCCCCCCUAAUAUGUUACUGAAACCUACCUCACCAAAGUCUUUAACUCUCUGUCUUUGUGCUGUUUUCUCUCUUAGGAGAAGAAUGCUGGUCAGUGGAUGUUAGACAGGAUUACUAAGGCUAAGUGUGGAAAAUACAUGUUCAGGGUAGUGCUUUGAGAAAUUGCUAGAGAUAUCUGAAGGGGGAGAUUGCUGAUCCUGUGUAAAACCAUCCUCAUGCAUUGGGUGGGUGCACAAUCCACAUUAAAUUAAUCACUUUAAAAGAAAGUUAAGCAUAUGCUUAAAUAACUCCCAGUGAAAUCAAUGGGACUUUAACAAGCGCCUAACUUUGGUUGUGUCAUAUCCAACCAAAUUAACCAUCUUAAAUGGUUAAAUUCUCUUCUUAAACUUCCUCAGUACCAAUUACUUCGUAUAUCAAGCUGUCUAAAACCAUACCUCUUAUGGGUAAGUAACAUGAAACUACCCAACAUAGAUUAAAAGGGUGUAGAGGGGCCAAUUCAUAUAGGAAAGUGCCUUAGGUCAAUUCAGCCAACUGCAAAUUUUACAAGUUCCCACAGAAUAUUUGUACACACACAUAUACUGGACAUUGAAUCUCAGACUUAAGUUUUGUAUAUGAGAUGCAAAUGAUGGGAUCCAAAAGCAAGUUACUCACAUCUAAAUAUCUUUGAAAUUAAUAAACUAUUCAGUUUAGAUUUUUAGCUAUUGCAAAAGACCCAGAAAAUGAUAAAAAGAAAACUAGGGGAUAGGUAAAUUUGAAUACAUCAAGACAGUUAUAACACAAAUAAUAGCCUUUCCUUAAUAAAAGUAACUUGUAACACCAAUAAAAAUGUAGCAACUUUGGAAUGAAUGUGCUUUAAUUCACUGGCAACUCGGUUAUCUCUGAUUUUAAGCAGACUUGUGUGAAAGUACCUUUCAAGCAAAAUUCAAGCAGAAUUUGUAACAAUGCAUUUGAUAUAUACACCUCUAGGAUGGUUUCUUACUUUCCCCUAAUUACAGCAUGGGCCACAAAAGAACAAGUAGGAAGGAGAGACAGAAGUCAUAAAAAUAAAAUGCACUUAUUGAUGGGCAGUGGGUACUUGAUUUGAGGCUGGGGUAUAAGAGGAGGAACAGUAAAAAAAAAAGUUCCUCUCAUCCUCCCCUUGACCAGGCCUCACAGAAUCCCCUGUAGCCUCAGAGCCUUAACAGAUGCUGCCUUCACAUUUUAAUGCGUUGCUCAAAAGUUGAUCCAUUGCCAUGGCAAAGAAAAUACUUCAGCUUUUUUUUGCUGUGUACAAAUGGAAGUGAUGCAGCAAAGACUACCUAAUGUACAAAUAGAUAAUCAGAUGCCCACUUACAGCUGUGAUAAUGGGAGGCAGAUUUAUAGUGAGAGAACAAGCUGCCCUCACACCUACAAAAUCUUCAGAAAUUCAUGAUGAGUGGUCCUUACCACUCAGUGGAUGACAAACCAAUCGUGAGUCAACAAUGUGACGGUGAGGCCCAAAAGGUCGAUUCUAUUUCAGGCUGCAUUAUUAGCGCAAUGUACCAUCCACUGCCCAGUCUUGGGAAGCAACUGUGCUGCUGCUGUGGUUUUCCUUACUACUCAGCUUGGGUCUGAUUCGGAGUGCUGCAUUCAGUCCUGGCCACCCACAAGUCAAGGAGGAUGUUGACAGGCGCAAAAAGGCUCUUAAGGAGAGCUCUGAGCCACACAAGUGAAAGCUUAAAAUGUGGGAGCGUGGCGUGCUGAGUCUCUAGAAGAGCAGGUGACCCAGGUUGUGUGCAGACACUGAUGGAUGCGUUGGCCAUGUCCUGGCUGAUACAUAAUCGCUGUCAGUCUGAAGGAGGCCUUUGCACACAGGGAUACCCAAAUGUAGGGCUCCAUCCACACCGAUGGAGAUUAAAGAGCACCACUAUGUAUUCUGUACCCAUGGACUGGCACUGAUUCAUGGGUACUAGAUGACUGAAAAAGGUUUAUAUUAGAAAGAUAUCCAUAUUUUGUAAGGUGACGGCUGUGCUUAAAUUAUGGCAGGAGGAAAGGUGGGUGGCAGGUGAAUGUGCUGCUGAAUGAAAUCCACAAGCCCCCCAAACAUAAGUUUUACCAUUUUAGGGCUACAUAAGGCUUCUUAAAAACAGUAGCUAAAAAAGUCUUUUCCCACCACCAAAUGCACUACCUUAACACACUUUCUGGGGCAGCACUAGCAGAGUGAUAUAUACCUUUAUUCAUUGUCCCUGUUCUAUUAUUAUUCUCUAAUCUGCGAAUGAAGGGCUAGCUACACUUUCCAUGCUAGCAUGUACAACAGUGGUCUAAUACGUUUUGCAGAGGAAUUCUUGGGGAGAGGUACUUAGCAGUAGUACUUUUCCCACCUGCCCUAUCCCAUCUCCAAAUUGCCCUCACCCCAAGAAGUUUUUUCCCUUGUGGAGUUUUGACCACACAUUCUCAAGGACAACUGUGUGUUUCCCGUCAGUAACGUGCAGUUUAAAGCCAUUUUGGGUGUGUGUGUGUUUUUAUAGUGGGGCAGUGGUGGGCAGGGAACCAGUUAAAUGCAUCUCCGCUCCCAAAAACUCCCCAGGGAAGUGACUUCCUCAUUUAAAGGAGGUCACUUGAACAUAGCAUCUCGUCUGGCCUUAAAUGAACAAAUGUGCUCCAUCAGUGGUAUGCCAACUUGAGAAGGAAGGGGGAUGUAAAUUUGCUUAUAACCCUUAGGAAGUAUCAAUUUUAAAGAAUAAUCACAUUGGAAAUAUGUCAUAAAGAAAUGUAAGACUGUAAUUGUAUUUUUCAACAAUAAAAGCCACCUCCCUUUA